AUGGAAGGCAACAUAGACCCUGAUGGUGACCGUGGACAAGGGGACCCAAGUGCUGCAGAAGGAGAUGGGGAUAGAGCCAGAUAUAGCGUGAUGGCGCGCUGCGCGUCGCAGUCGUCGCUGGACGAGUCGUCGCAGCGGCGGGCGGGCGGCGCGGGCGGCGCGGCGGGCGCGCAGCACGCGGCCGCCCUGCUCGAGGCGCUGGCGCGGCUGCGCGGCGACGGCGCGCUCUGCGACGUGCGCCUGCUGGCGCGCCCGCACGCCGCCGCACAGCCGCAGCCCUCCGACGGCGUGGCGGCGCACCGCGCCGUGCUGGCCGCCUGCUCGCCCUACUUCCGCGCCAUGUUCACGCAGUUCGACGAGCGCACCCAGCCCGCCGUCACCAUACAGAACGUCGAACCGCACGCCCUCGAGGCGAUCGUGGAGUACAUCUACGAUCCGGAGUCGCUCGUCAUCACCGAGGAGAACGUGCAGAGCGUGCUGUCGGCGGCGUCGCUGCUGCAGGUGUGCGGCGCGCGCGCGGCCUGCUGCGGCUUCCUGGCGGCCGCGCUGGCGCCCGACAACGCGCUCGGCAUCCGCGCCUUCGCCGAGCUGCACGGCUGCCAGGAGCUGCUGCUCUGCGCCGAGCGCUACCUGCACCGCCACUUCGUCGACGUGCUCGAGACCGAGGAGUUCCUCGCGCUGGCGCCGGACACGCUCGCGCAGCUGCUGGACAGCGACCGCAUCAUGGUGCCCAACGAGGAAGUGGUGCUGGACGCGGUGAUCCGGUGGAUGCAGCACGAGCCCGAGGAGCGGCAGCGGCACCUGGGCGCGCUGCUGGAGCACGUGCGGCUGCCGCUGCUGGCGCAGGACGUGCUGGUGGCGCGCGCCGCGGCCGAGCCGCUGGCCGGCGCCGGGCUGCGCGUCAAGGACCUGGUGAUCGAGGCGCUGUCCUUCCACCUGCUGCGGCCCGAGCGGCGCGCCGCCGCCGCCGCCGCGUGCGCGCGCGCCCGCCCGCGCCAGCCGCCGCGCGCGCCCAAGCUGCUGCUGGUGGUGGGCGGGCAGGCGCCCAAGGCCAUCCGCGACGUGGAGGCGCUGCAGCUGGAGACGGGCCGCUGGCGGCGCGCCGCCGAGCUGCCCACGCGCCGCUGCCGCGCCGGCCUGGCCGUGGUGGCGGGCAAGCUGUACGCCGUGGGCGGCUUCAACGGCACCCUGCGCGUGCGCAGCGUGGACAUCUACGACGCGGCCACCGACUCGUGGGCGCCGGGCCCGCCGCUGUGCGCGCGCCGCUCCACGCUGGGCGUGGCCGUGAUCGGCGACGUGAUCUACGCCGUGGGCGGGUUCGACGGCGCCUCGGGGCUCAGCUCGGCCGAGGCGAUGGACGCGCGCGAGGGCGUGUGGCGGCCCGUGGCCGGCAUGAGCACGCGCCGCUCGUCCGUGGGCGUGGGCGUGCUGGGCGGGCGGCUGUACGCCGUGGGCGGCUACGACGGCGCGGCGCGCCAGUGCCUGCACACGGUGGAGCGCUACGAGCCGGCGGCGGACGCGUGGCAGCCGGUGGCGGAGAUGGGCGCGCGGCGCUCGGGCUGCGGCGUGGGCGUGGCAGAGGGCGCGCUCUACGCCGUGGGCGGGCACGACGGGCCGGCCGUGCGCCGCUCCGUGGAGCGCUUCCGCGAGGGCGCGGGCUGGGCGCCGGCGCCGCCCAUGGCCACGGCGCGCCGCAACGCCGGCGUGGCCGCGCUCCACAGCCGCCUCUACGUCGUGGGCGGCGACGACGGCGCCGCCAACCUCGCCUCCGUCGAGGUGUUCGACCCGUCGACCGAGUCGUGGACGACGCUGGCGGGCGGCAUGUCGGUGGCGCGAUCGUACGCCGGCGUGGCCGUGCUGGACGAGCCGCCC
Messenger RNA from Iphiclides podalirius (scarce swallowtail), 1872 nucleotides. NCBI's taxonomy places the organism in Eukaryota, Metazoa, Arthropoda, Insecta, Lepidoptera, Papilionidae. The record is from the annotation of a GenBank genome assembly.